Mycosarcoma maydis (corn smut) is the source of this 1896-nucleotide messenger RNA. RefSeq lists its product as uncharacterized. Gene Ontology annotation, molecular function: hydrolase activity, hydrolyzing O-glycosyl compounds. The transcript has a single exon. Gene Ontology annotation, biological process: carbohydrate metabolic process. The record is from RefSeq and is a predicted model, not a curated record. The coding region runs from base 1 to 1896 and encodes 631 amino acids. NCBI's taxonomy places the organism in Eukaryota, Fungi, Basidiomycota, Ustilaginomycetes, Ustilaginales.
AUGGUGAGCUCUAAGCUCGCCUUCGCGCUCAUGCUCACCGCUGGCGGUGUCAUGGGCCGUGUUCCCAACUCUUCUCAACGGCUGGACCGUCUCGUUCGACGUCAGGGCUUUGGCAACGGCGGCGCUGACCCUCUCAACCACCCCGCCGCUCCCGGUCCCGGAGGCUUUGGAAACGGUGGUGCGGAUCCUCUCAACCAUCCUGCCGCUGCUGGAAGCGUUGUCGUUUCGGCUUCCGCUGCUGGUCAGAUGCACUGGUCCACCGAUGUUUCAAGCGUGACUGGUGAAGAUCUGGUAAAGACGCUUCCAUCCGGCUUCUUCCUCGGUUGUGAAGUGGACAACGGCGAUCUCAAGGAUCCUAUCGUCGCCCCACUCGCCAAGUAUAUGCCCUGGGUCACCCCUGGCAACUCGCUCAAGAUGGGUAUGAUCUACGAAAACGAAAACUCGUGGACCGAACUGCUCAACGGCGUCGCCAAGGCUAACCAGGGCACCAAGCUCAAGUGGAAGUACCACACGCUCAUCUGGGGCGCCGAACAGAGCCAAAAGAUGAUGCAGCAGUCGUUCAGCAAGGAGGCCAUGAUGAAGACCAUCACCGAUUUCGUCACCAACAAGAUGUGCUCCAAGAUCAUCAAGGAAGCCGACUUCUGGGGUAUCGAUGUGCUCAACGAGGUCUUUGACGACAGUGGAAACGGCUUCAAGAAGAACGGCUACUUUGAGGUCAUUGGCGAAGAAGGCUACAUGGAGGUGCUCAAGCUCGUCAAGAAGCAGUGUCCCGACUACAAGAUCAUUGUCAACGACUACGGCAUGGAGUCGCUCAACGCCAAGUCCGACUUUGCCUUCAAGACGAUCAAGAAGUGGCUUGCCCAAGGUGUACCUAUCGAUGCUGUCGGUCUUCAGUUCCACAUCUCGCUCCAAAACACCUACCAGGACAUGCUCGCUUCCAUCAAGCGCUGGACAUCCGAGAAGAUCCCGGUCGUGCUUUCUGAAGUUGACAUCCCCAUCCAAUCCUCUGCCGAUCUCGAAAAGCAGGCGCAGCAGUACGGUAAUCUCGUGCACGCUGCGCUUGAAGGUGGUGCCUUUGGUGUAUCCAUGUGGGGUCUCGUCGACUCGCACACCUGGUUGACGGGAAUGGGCAAGGGUGCCGAUCCUCUGCUCUUCGACGCCAAGGGCAAGCCCAAGCCAGCCGCCGCUGCCAUUGUCGAUGUCUUCAAAAAGUGGGGCAACAAGCCUGUUGGCAUCGAGGGCGGCCGCACUACCGAUCUUUCUGGGUCUGCCAAUGGUGGUUCUUCUGGAUCCGCUUCCGCUCCUGGCUCUGACGCUGACUCUGACUCGGGUGCUGAUUGCGAUCCUGACUCUGGCUCCGACUCCGGCUCGAGAUCUGGCUCUGGCACUGGCUCCGGCUCUGGCACUGGCUCUGGCGCUGGCACUGGCACUGGCACUGGCUCGUCCGACUCCGGAGAUGAUGGCCCCAUUGACAAGGGUCCUCCCGACACUGGUGCUGCUGCUGGUGGUGCUACCGGUGCUCCUGGCACUGGCGCCGACACUUCUGGCGCUCCUGGCAACGGUGCUCCCGGUGCUCCCGGUGCUGGUGGCAACGGUGCCCCUGGUGCUCCCGGCAGCGGUGCUUCUGGCACUCCUGGUAACGGUGCCCCUGGUGCUCCUGGUGCCCCUGGUGCUCCUGGUGCUCCUGGUGCUCCUGGUGCUCCUGAUGCUCCUGGUAACGGUGCUCCCGGUGCCCCUGGCGCUGCUGGCGGCAACGGCGGAGAAUACUGGAAGGGCAAGCACGCUGGAUGGCAGGGCAAUGUCGGUGCUCCUGGUGGAAUGCCGCAGAUGCCGAUGGACAAGCAGGGCUACGCACCCAAGCACCGACGUGCCAUGGCGUACCGUCGACGUCGCUAG